AUGAACGUGAAUGUGACCUCAGUCCUUGCCAUCAUUUUCUUUACAAAUUCUUAUCUUGUUCUUGGUGUUCCAGUAUUCGGUGCUUCCAGUGAGAAGGCACUCUUUAAACUCGGGUCCUUUAAUGAUUCCUCGCUGUCAAAUAAACGUUUAAACCGUACAAAACGCUAUUUUCGUGGUUUCGGUGGAGGCUGUUGCUGUUGUUGCCCAUGCUGUUGCUGCGGUGCGCCUUCAGUACCACCACCAGCACCACCACCUCCACCAACCGUGCCGCCGCCUCCGCCGCCUCCACCACCUCCACCACCACCUUUUACCAGAGAGGAGAUUUUUUGCUGUCAGCCACCGCCAAUUUGUAUACAACCACCCCCUUUUUAUUAUAAACAAGUUGUAACGUGUACAACAGAAAAUGUGCCAAUGCCACCGCCGCCACCGCCGCCACCACCGCCACCACCAGCACCGCCAGCGCCACCAACCUUAGGCUGUGGAUGUUGUUGCUGUGGAAUGGGACGUAGAAAGCGAUCAAUUCAUCGACUCCGUUCUUUACUUUCAGCUAAGAUAUCCCAGUAA
Dracunculus medinensis (Guinea worm) is the source of this 564-nucleotide messenger RNA. Lineage: Eukaryota; Metazoa; Nematoda; Chromadorea; Rhabditida; Dracunculidae. The record is from the annotation of a GenBank genome assembly.